Messenger RNA from Homo sapiens (human), 1032 nucleotides. RefSeq lists its product as uncharacterized. The transcript has 3 exons. Bases 1 to 1032 code for a protein of 343 amino acids. The record is from RefSeq and is a predicted model, not a curated record. Lineage: Eukaryota; Metazoa; Chordata; Mammalia; Primates; Hominidae.
AUGACCCCAACAUCAUGGGUAGGAGAUAAUUACAUUGAUCAAGAAGCUACAGUUUCCAUUUCCCUACUUGCCAGGGAGCAAAGGAAGUUCCAGUGGGCUGGGAGUAAGGGACAGAUUGUGGACCCUGACGAAAGGCGUGCUGGAGAAAGCUGGGAGCCCGCCGUUCGCACACAAAGCUGCGGAGUUCCCAAGCGGCGGGCGUUCUCGCCCCGGGGUACCGCAGCGCGCCAGGAAGCGCCCUGGGCUCUCUGGCUGUCCAGCCGCUCUGCUGGUGGCCGGGAGAAGUUAGUCACCCGGAGCCCGAAUCCGGCGAGCGUCAAAGCAUCAAGAGGCUGGAGAAUGGGGAGGGAGGAAACCGGGUGCCGGGACGGAGGGGAGGAAGCGAAGGGAACGCGGUGGUUAGGGGACGCACGGGAAGCUGAAAAGCUCUGGCUGGUGGAUGGAGUUGCACGGUCUGCGAGGCCAGAGCGCACGGGUGUGCAAAGGGGAAAAACUUGCGGCAGGAACUUCCCACCGAGGGCGAGAAAAGCAGGCAAGAAGGAGGCAGGGAGAGACUUGAAACGUCUCAAUAACUUUAACCAAAACACCCGUUCAGGAGAUGAGCGCUCGCGCUGCUCUCGGCGCUCGCAGCUGCCGACUGGGGAUGACGGCGGGCAGGAGGAGACCGCAGCCGAAGGGACACAGACACGCCGCUUCACCAGCUCGCCUCAGGCUGCCCCCCUGCAUUUUUGUUUUAAUUUUUACGGCUUUUUCCCCUCUCUUUCUUCCCUUCCUCCUGGUCCCAGCAGAGCCAAGGAAACCCACAAAAUAAGAAAGGAAGUGGGCCCCGGAGCUUGGAACCUCCACAGCCGGCUUGUCCAGCGCAGCGCGGGGGCGGGAGGCUGCGCGCACCAGUUGCCAGCCCGGUGCGCGGUACCUUUCCUUACUUUUCUUGAAACAGCGAUCGUGCCUGCAUUUGGUGGUUUUUUGGUUUUUGUUUUUUUCCUUUUCCCGUAUUUGCUGAAUCUCCACUAUCCGACUUUUUUUUUUUAA